Messenger RNA from Acanthoscelides obtectus, 318 nucleotides. The record is from the annotation of a GenBank genome assembly. NCBI's taxonomy places the organism in Eukaryota, Metazoa, Arthropoda, Insecta, Coleoptera, Chrysomelidae.
AUGAACAACAAAUUGAUGUUUGUUAACUGCCAAAAAUGUGGUGAAGAUUUCAUUCGAGAAGAGUGUCAGCAUUCUAUUCAAGAAAGAAGCAUAAAAGGAACUUGGGUGAUAGAAGAGGUGCUCAAAGCUAUUGAAAAAGGUUACCAGAUUAUAGAGACUUGCGAAAUAUGGGAAUACGACACAAUUCAGCUCAGUAAAGACCAAGAGGGGUUAUUUGGCGGAAUGAUGAACAAGUUUCUACAAAUAAAACAACAAGCUUCAGGAUGGCCUAAACAUUGCUUAACGGAUGAAGAAAAAAACCGUUAUAUUUUUGGAUAG